GCACGGGAACAUGAAUAAUCCAGGGUUUAAUUGGCAAGCUCACAACACACUGUAGUUACCCGGAACCUGCAACGAAUGGCUUUUAUCUUUAGUAAAUAUAGCUAGACAUUAAAGUAAUACAUUGUUUGUAUAAAAAAAAAACGAAUAAAGUUGUUUUAUAGUAAGUAAGGGAAAGCUACAUUGGCCAGUGUUGCUGCCUUACGAUCUUUUUGUAACACAUCUAGAAGAUGUUGAUUAAAGGACAGGAUGUAACUCAUAAUUACUUUUCACAAGACAGUCACAUUAGCAGUAAUAGUACACAAUACGUCCAGCUAAAUAGUUAUACGUCCAGUAUGUACGUUUUGAUUAAAUAUACGUUAAAGUCAAUCCAUAUACAAUAUGGAACCUAUUUUAACAGUUUUCUGUUUCAGGGGGACGUAAAUUACCACAGCAAUGUUUUUGGGCAGCAUUGCCAAUGCAUUCAAUGUACCGUUGACGCUGUAAGUUCACUGUUUAUUUUUAAUGACAAAUCAAUAAGCGUUAAUAUGAACUUCACUUAGAAUAAUGUUAGUCAGUUACAGUAGCAGCUCUGAAGAGGAGACAGAAAAUAUACAAUUAAAAUGGGUUACCAAAAGGCGGCAAAGUUGGCACGAAGAUGACAGUUUAUUAAGGAAGAAGCCCAAAUCAGAAGAACACCCCCCCAGAGCAAGGGAGGAAGAUGACACCAAGUCCAGACUACCUUUUCCUAGCAGUGUGCUGGACAUGUUCACAGAGGAAGAUGAAAACUCACAGACUGAGGACAGAACGCUACAUGGUGGACGGAUUCGUUCCUUCAAACAUGAAAGAGGGAACUGGGCCACUUAUGUGUACUUUCCAUACAUCCCAGAGGAAGGGUUCCUGGAGCUGCUUGAUGAGAUGACUAAAGUGGCAGCAUCCCAUGGCAUCUCCCUCAUUCAUACAGAUGAGUUUCACCUCAGUCUAUCUAAGACUGUCAUUCUGAAACAUCACUGGAUCCAGCCUUUCAUUAAAUCCCUAAAAACAAGCUUGGCACAUAUAAGGAGGUUCAUUUGUUCGGCUGAGAUGCUGAAGGUCUACUGUAAUGAUGACAAAAACAGGACGUUCCUGGCUAUGGAAUUUUCCACAGGACAGGCUCAGCUACUAGAGCUAAUGAAAGCUGUGGACAGCACCAUGAUGGAGUUCAACCUUGACACUUUUUACAAGGAUCCUUCCUUCCAUGUCAGUCUGGCCUGGUGUGUUGGUGACUGCACUGAGCACAUUCAGAAAGAGUGUCUGCAGGACUUGCAGAGUCUGGUUGACUCCCAUGAGGAUGGACCAUUCAUGUUGAGACUGGACUGUCAAGAGCUUCGAUUUAAGUCUGGGAACAAGACUUUUUCCUUUCCACUACGCUGACAACUUCAAAGGAACCAGUUCCCCUUUAGCCUGUGGUCAAUUGUAAUGUUAGGACACCUGAAUAGCGAGGCACUGAAAUACGACAUUGACAUUUUAAAAACUGAGGAAAUAAAGUAUUUUUAAAAAAUGA
Molecule: messenger RNA, 1519 nt
Organism: Esox lucius (northern pike)
Lineage: Eukaryota; Metazoa; Chordata; Actinopteri; Esociformes; Esocidae
Gene: usb1
Product: U6 snRNA biogenesis 1
Exons: 7
Coding region: 544-1389 (281 amino acids)
Biological process (GO): U6 snRNA 3'-end processing
Cellular component (GO): nucleus
Molecular function (GO): 3'-5'-RNA exonuclease activity
Source: RefSeq, a predicted model, not a curated record